Messenger RNA from Perkinsus marinus ATCC 50983, 1092 nucleotides. RefSeq names its product voltage and ligand gated potassium channel, putative. The record is from RefSeq and is a predicted model, not a curated record. Lineage: Eukaryota; Perkinsozoa; Perkinsida; Perkinsidae. Bases 1 to 1092 code for a protein of 363 amino acids. The transcript has 8 exons.
AUGGCAAAUAUGAAGAAGUUGGCCGCCAAGUACAGGGAGGAGUUGGAAAACGAAGACCCAACAUUGACGUUAUAUGGCCUCAGCGGAGAGCUGAGCGAUGGAAGUCUUGUCGGGGCGAGGAUUAGUGUCAAUGGACAGUCCCGUUCCAAGAGGCUAAGACAAGAGGAGCUGGAAAGGAUGGUAUCGUUGGUUCCCGAUGACACCAAUGAUGACGGACAGAAGCAGCGCACCUUCGUCAACUACCUCAUGGAGGACCCCUUCGAGGCCAUUAGCACUGGCGCUAGGUAUCUUGUUGCUGACCCCUAUUCACAGACUAGGUUGUCGUGGGACUUCAUACUUUCCAUAUGUAUUAUGUAUCAUGCAACGCUGAUUCCAUUUUCGCUCGCCUUCUACCUCACCGAUGAAGAUCGAAAGCAAUCCCAGCUGAUGCACUUUCUGCCGCUCCAAGAUAUCAUUUUCGCUGUCAACAUACUCGUGACGUGCUUCACUGGCAUCUAUAAAGAUGGUGCACUCGUUCGGGACCCGCGAGUUCUCAUCUGCCAAUACCUCAAGACUUGGUUCAUCAUUGACCUCGAAUUCGGCUCUGUCGAUGACGACUGGUGGUACAUGACGCGAAUACAGCAGUAUGCGGCUUGUCUGUAUUUUAUGAUAUCAACCAUCACGACGGUCGGCUACGGUGACAUCCACGCGUCGAAUCACCACGAAAGAGUAUUUUGCAUAAUAUGCGAAAUAGUAGCCGGCAAUUUGUUUGCAUUGUUUUCUGGUCUACUAUGUUCGUUGAUUUUGACAUAUGAUGAAGUUGGUGCCGACUUCAGAGCUCGGUUGAAGACCGCGAUGAAAUACAUGCACAGUAACAACGUCGAUCACAGAGUGCAAGUUCAAGUGCGGCGGUUCCUCGAGAGGCUCUUUCAAAACCAGGCUAACGAGCAGGCUAAGUCUGACUUACUCACGAUGCUACGAACAUCUGAUGGGCUUCGUAAUAGAGUAUUGGUAGGAGUGAUGGGAAGGAUGCUGAAACACUACAAGUGGUUUGACGUGAAGAUUACCGAUAUUCAGCUCGGCCGAGUUGCCUCUGUCGUUUUAACCAAGUGA